Penicillium lagena is the source of this 360-nucleotide messenger RNA. RefSeq lists its product as uncharacterized. Bases 1 to 360 code for a protein of 119 amino acids. NCBI's taxonomy places the organism in Eukaryota, Fungi, Ascomycota, Eurotiomycetes, Eurotiales, Aspergillaceae. The record is from RefSeq and is a predicted model, not a curated record. The transcript has a single exon.
AUGAAGAACUUCGUCACCCUCGCAGCAUUUGCUGCCAGCACCAAUGCCUUGGUUGGCCGCAGCAGCACCUGCUGCUUCCAUCUGACUGCUUCUGGUGGUGUGUCUGGCUCAGUUGGCCAGCUGAACAACGGCCAGACCCGUGUUGGGGACAACACUCUGUCGCCAGCUCAAUUCUGCCUUAACUCGUCCAACGGCACUAUCGCUGAUAGUAAAGGCCGUGGCUGUAUCAUCAACUGUGAGUACUUAAAUGAUACAGUUUCAAUACGCAGUUCUGAUAAUCUUUCCAGCCGAAACUACCCAGUUCCAGUGUGGUCAGGGCGCCGCUGCCACCCCGGGCUUCUCUAUCAACUCCCAGGGUGA